Molecule: messenger RNA, 2423 nt
Organism: Penaeus vannamei (Pacific white shrimp)
Lineage: Eukaryota; Metazoa; Arthropoda; Malacostraca; Decapoda; Penaeidae
Source: RefSeq, a predicted model, not a curated record
UGCGAGACAGCGAACACCUGCUUCGUCAGUACAGGCCAGUUCUCGACGGUGACCCAACGCUGGGCUUUGGCUGGAUCUUUUAACGUUAGAUUCCGUGGCAAGUCAUGACCAAGACGUCGCAGGAGCCGCCAGCUCAGGAGGAACCUGACUACCUGAUAAAUCAAAGCACCCAUACGUGCCUGGCAGUCUUGGGUGGCACUUGCCCCGAUGAUGCCGUCCUAGGGAUGGCAGAGUGCAGCGGCGCCAGGAGUCAGCAGUGGUACGCGACCGGCGACGGCCAGUGGCAGUGGGGAGGCAACCGCGCCUACUGCCUGGUUUCACACCCGGAUACGCUGAGGGUAGAACUGGGCUACUCCAACUCCGCGGAAGGGUCUACCUGCUGGGUUCACGACGACGCUGAUAGGUUGGUGGACGGCGAACUGGUUCUGGACGUGCCUUGGGAGAGCCCCAGGACUGCGGUUGGGCUGUGGCCGAAGCACGAAGGGAGCAACCAAAAGUGGUGGACGCUGUCUACACUGAAGGCGCACCUGAAUGUGGCGGAAGAGCCCAUAAACGGAAUGAUUAUCGACAUUUUAGGUCCCCAAUGGCAAGACACCAUCCAGAAAUUUAACCGCCGCAGCAGCGAAACAAGUCAGACAACUGAAAGCAGCUGCGAGGAAGAAGCAGAACCGGACGUUUUCAUUAACCAAAGUAGCCUGACAUGCCUGGCGGUCACAUCAGGAUCGAGUCCUCUGGAUGCCGUUGUCGGGCUGGAGUCCUACACAGGCAGUCCAAGGCAACGGUGGUUUUUGAAGGACAAGAGAUUGCUCUGGGGAGGUGAUCUUGCUUACUGCCUCGAGGUGGACCUAGAAAAAUUCAGUAUCAGACUCGCUGAGUGUGCGGCUUCGUCGGUGGAGUGGACGCUUGACGAAAGCGGAGUGCUCUCGACGGGGACGCACGCGCUAGACGUUCCGUGGAAAAUCCCGAGGACGAAAGCCAUCAUGUGGCCAAAAAAUGGACGGGAGAAUCAGAGGUGGUGGAAGCUCUCGAAACUCUGCGACUCGAUUGGCCAUUGCCUCUACCCAUUUCCUCCAUCCAGCCUGACUCUCUACAAGAAAGAGACUGCGCGAGAAAUAAUCAACAGACUGACCCCCGUGACAGAACCGCUUCCUUAUCCCCGUGACGUACAAACUUUCCCAGGUGCAGUGGACGCCGCGACGCCCCGGCUGAGGAAAACCCUCCUGCUGGACCUCUCGACGCUCGGGCAGAGGAAGAACUUGCGCAUGACGGUCCCUCAAGACUGGCAAGCUACGGAUCUCUACGUGGUUCCUGGAGAGGUCUUCCAGGUUAUUCUGCCUGACGACUUACCGCCCGAACAAGCAGAUCAGGUCAAAGUGCGGGUCGGCGCGCAUUGUGACUGCCUUGAUCUUCAUUCGACCAAUGUGUCGGAUCAGAGAAAGUUCAAGAGAAUGCCAGUCGUUACUGACGUGUUCGAAGUCUUCCCUGGAAUUAAUUCACUUAGAAGCCAGUUUGGUGGAAGCCUGAUUUUUAUGUUUGAGGAAGGGGACAAUUUUGUGACCAAAGUUGAAGUGCAAAAUGUGAUAGCAGCUCCGUAUUAUAGACUUGGCACGACCUCCGAUAAAAUAUGGAACAGGUCUAAGUACCUGCAUGCACCCAGUUCUGUUUUGGAAAGCGGCCGCUUCGUCUUCGUCAUCCCUACGACAGCAGCCAGCAAAAUCACCGACCCUCAGAAGCUUAUGCAGAGAUACGACCGCGUCAUGGAGAAGAUGGAUGACCUCUGUGGCUUCGGAGACACAGACCCCCCACCAAGAGGUAAAUACUGGCUGGUCGAGGACGUCCAGAUCUCCUGUGGCAGCGCGCACGCAGGGUUCCCAGUGAUGUUUGAUCGGCAAUACUAUGACCUAACCUCCCUCGAUACGCCCCACCACUGGGUCAUCAGCCACGAAAUGGGCCACAACUAUCAACAGGGACCCUAUUGGUCUAACGUCUACGGCAGCGAAUCUACUGUCAACCUGUUUUCCGUGUUUGUAGAGGAAGAGCUAAACACAGGAAACCGUUUGAAGAAGCAAAAUGACUAUCUUAAGGCGGCGAAGGCAGUAGAUGAAGGCAUGAAAUUCGAGGAGGCUGACUGCUGGCAGAAGCUGGUGUUCCUGAUGGAAAUCAAGCACGCCUUCCCCGAGCCAGGGUGGGAAAUGUUCCGCCACCUGAAUCGAACCACUCGCGCCCUAAGAGAGGAGGAGGCUCAGCACAUAGUGUCAGAUAGUCAGCAUCAAUUUGAUUAUGUCUACAAGGUGCUGAGUAAGCGAAUAGGUCGAGACCUGAUCUUGACGUACAAAAGAUGGGGCAUCGACAUCAGCCAGGAAGCACAGGACGAGAUCCAGCAACUGGAGUUAAAGAAAGCCCCGGGGGAUCUCUCUCAUUGA